AAGCAGUGUCACGGCACAGCUCCAGCUGAGAGAGUUGGGGCCUGACCCCAACCCGUCCCGAGGCUGUUUUCUAAUGGCGUGAAUGUGCUUUGGGAGACGUUCGUUUCCGUCAGACCUGCUUUUCCACUCUGACGCCACCCGGGUACCCGAGAGUGAACCUAUUACCGGAAGUCGCCGAGUGUGUUGACACCUGUGCCGACUCCUCAGGUGAGAGCCGUCGGUUGUUCCAGCUAGGAGCGUCCAUACAGUCAACCAAAAGUUGGGGGAAAAUCGGAGACCGGGUGUUUGUUCGACGCGAGGGAGGUCUGUGUGCCAGUUCUGCUCGUUUUCACGGGAGUAUUAUUGAAGAGGGGCAGCGUCGUGUGCCGAAGCAAGGACCGACCAUGUUUGUCAGCGGGUUGGUUUCGGUGGCUUUGUUCUUUCACGUAGCCACAGGUGUAAGGGGCUUUUCAGUCACUACCACAACUCCAAAUGUGAGGGUGAAAGAGAAUGAAGGGACUGACCUUACAUGUGCUUAUUCAGCUGACUUUGGUUCAAAAGCCAGAGUUGAGUGGAAAUUUAGGGACUUAAAAGGCUCACAGACAUAUGUGGUCUUUGAUGGGAAACCAACAACGUCAUAUUCCAACCGAGUGACGAUGUACGGCAGCAAUCUGAGAUUCUCCAAAAUGACCCGUAAUGAUAAUGGAGCGUACGACUGUGAGGUGUCUGGCAACAGCCAGUAUGGGGAAGUCAAGGUGAACGUGACUGUUCUGGUUCCUCCAGGUCAGCCUUUGUGUAGGGCCCCCUCCUCGGUGACGACAGGCAGGAAUGCCCUCCUGUCCUGCCAUGACAGCGUUGGCUCCCCUCCUCCCAAAUACCUUUGGUACAAAGAUGGCAUCCCGCUGCCCCUCGAGCCUAACAAGAUUUCUGGCUUCAAAAAUGCCACCUACAGGAUAAACCAAGAGAAUGGCAACCUGGAGUUUCCCUCAGUAACCAAGAUGGACUCAGGGCAGUACUACUGUGUCGCUUCCAAUGAUGCUGGUCCUCCUCAGCGCUGUAUAGCCUUGAAAAUGGAUGUCCGUGACCCAAACACAGGAGGAAUUGUUGCUGGGGUAAUUGUGGCUCUGUUGCUUCUGGGCCUACUGGUUUUUGGCAUUUGGUAUGCCAACAAGAAAGGAUACCUUCCCAAGAAGAGUGAAAGCAAACCAAAGCCCAACGUGGUCUACCAGCCCCCAUCAUUGUAUGGUGGUGAAGAUGAAGAUGGGGAUUUCAAACAGAAGUCAUCAUUCGUGGUAUAGUCUGCAAACAGAUGUCACUACAGGAAAAGGCAUUGAGUUUUAAAGUUCUGUCAGCGUGUUUUUUCUCCUGAUGGAUUUCUAUUUAAAAUUUUACUACAGAUAGGUAAUGAGACUUCUUUCAUAUGUUAAUAGUUUUUUGGUUUUUUUUUUUACUACAAUGAGCUGUGACGACUACUGAACCAUUUAGCGUAAUUGGAGUGUGUGAUUCUGUGUUUCUGAUUUUGUCUGCCUCCUAAUGAAAUAACUUUUUUUUCUCUUUGGUUCAAAUUAUGCAUCUGUAUGUAAAAACAACGAGUCAAAUGGAGUACAGAUAUUCGCUCUGCUGCUACUUGGAACUACAUCUGGGUAUAUAAAUGUAUUCAGUUAUUUUCUUCGCAAGGGAUUUUAACACAUGAGUACGAUAGACACUAUUUUCUCUGCAAAUGCUGUCUCUUGAUAGAACUUUUCAAAACUCUAGAGUUUAUUGACCCAUCACCUUAAUUUCCUCCAGUGCAACUCUCUCUGUCUGUGUCUGUCUUUUUCUUUUUUUCUUUUUUUAAACAAAGCACAAACUGUUGUAAAAUAUUAUUUUUCUGUUAAGGUUUAUUAAGGUGUACUUACCUGUAAAUAACAUUAAAUAAUUUUACGUUUUGUAAUUUAGAACAAUUUAAAAACCAGGAGUAGUUGUCACAGAGCUUCCUUACACUAACUGGCUUCAUUUGCGGCUAUCGUAGAGACUGUUUAUAUGACAUUAACAUUGUAGGUGCACAAUGGCAGAGCUCAUGCGUUGAUCUUUAAGGGGGUGUAGGCUGAGAGUUCAAUGGCGAAAUUAAUGUCAUCAGCAAACAAUUAAUUUUUUAAAGUUUUUAGAUGAUUUCCAGCAUGUUUGUAAGCUUCAUGUGGAGUCUUAUCAUAAUCACUAACUCCCCAAACUGUCCUGAUGUGAUGGUCCUAAUAUUAGUCCUGUUGUCUACCUCCAGACGCUAAAAUGAUUACAGACAUUGAUUUUGUAUCAUUUGUUAUGUUUAACAUCCGCAAAAUCUCAGGUCAUGUGAAUCGGUGUUUUUUUUUUAUAAGGUCUGACAUCAGUACAUAUCAUGAGCUUCUGUAAUCUAUCAGGUACAAUAUUUAAAUUGGGAAACACUGUACGUUUUCUACAUUUCCUAACCUUUGUUGACAUUUUAGAACUGAUGAUUGUAACUUUGCUUUAUAUAUUGGUUAAUAAAACUAGUUGUUAAGUUGA
This is a messenger RNA of Xiphias gladius (swordfish), 2499 nucleotides long. RefSeq names its product F11 receptor, tandem duplicate 1 (gene f11r.1). The transcript has 10 exons. Gene Ontology annotation, biological process: intestinal absorption; cell adhesion; regulation of membrane permeability. Bases 384 to 1277 code for a protein of 297 amino acids. Gene Ontology annotation, cellular component: bicellular tight junction. The record is from RefSeq and is a predicted model, not a curated record. Lineage: Eukaryota; Metazoa; Chordata; Actinopteri; Istiophoriformes; Xiphiidae.